GACGACACGACGGGCGGAAAAGGAGCAAGGGGCUUUUCCUCUCGAGGGGAGCCAGAAAUUCGACGCAUUGGUCGGAAAGGGCAGCGACGAGGAGGAGGAGGAGGAGGAGGAGGAGAAGCAGGGGACAGUAAAAAUAGGCAGAGUUUGAGAAAGGGGCGGAGUCGGUGCAGCGAAGGGCAAGCGGAAGGACGAAAGCAUUCGAGUUUGAACUUCGAUUAGAUCGGCAGGGAAGGGCAGGGCAGGGCAGGCGGCGAGAUGGCGCAAUUUCUCAGACAGAAGCUUGGUCCCAUGCUGCUCCGCCCAUCGGCUGCCGUGCAACCUAAGCAGAUUCCCAAGAGGACCUUUUCUUCUUCAGCUCAGCACGAAGAUGCAGAGGAGACCGUGAAGUGGAGAAACAUCACCAUACUUGGCUACAUCGGCUGCACCCUUCUGGGUGCUUACACGCUCAUUGGUGGUGAACAUCAUAACGAAGAGAGACCGGAAUAUUCUUAUCUGCGCAUCCGAAACAAGGAAUUUCCCUGGGGUCCAGAUGGUCUUUUUGAAUACAAAGAUGAGCACCACUGAACAUGCGGGAAUGGUGAACGCGAUUAGUAGCUGCUGGACUUGAAGAGGAAUAUGGACGGAGUCCACUGGACAACUAGUCUAAAAACCUGCUAGUGGAUGUCCCUUGCAGCAUCAAGCUGAUGAUUAGGAAUACGUGUGAUGGUCUCAGCUUUCCAUAAUAGACAAUGUAAUUCCAUAUUGUGUGGAGGAUGUACUCCUUCAGUCUUCAGCUGGCCAUAUGUAAGGUCAGGGAAUUGUAGCUGCUCCUGUUAUAUCACUUUCUUUUCUGGUUUUGUUCAUCGUUCACACUCUUUUCCAGCUCGAUUUGAAUCUGUCCCGCGGGAUCAAGAUGUUGAUCCACAGUUUUGUACUUGGUAGGCAUAUACAUGUUCACUCUACGAUCCGGAAGCCUGUGAACUGUGAGGUACAUUCUAGAGGUCCUCCACGGCGGAAGGAAAGUCAUGUCCUACCAGUAAGUUAGGAAUAAUGUCGCUCCGACCUGUGCCAUGUCUAGUCUGGUGGACACCAUUUAUUCGUAAUCACUUUCACAGGCUCGUGGAAACUGGGCAGCUGGAAGCUAAAUUUCA
Messenger RNA from Marchantia polymorpha subsp. ruderalis, 1130 nucleotides. The record is from the annotation of a GenBank genome assembly. Lineage: Eukaryota; Viridiplantae; Streptophyta; Marchantiopsida; Marchantiales; Marchantiaceae.